Molecule: messenger RNA, 1838 nt
Organism: Echinostoma caproni
Lineage: Eukaryota; Metazoa; Platyhelminthes; Trematoda; Plagiorchiida; Echinostomatidae
Source: the annotation of a GenBank genome assembly
AUUUGGAUGCUGUAGUUCGAAACCUCUAUCAGUCGGUUCAACAGGAACUGGAGGACUUGCGAAAUGCACGAUGCGCUGCCACAACCAUGCCCAAAAACUUGUCCGUUUUUAGCGCGACAACCAAGGAAGGCAUUGAAAGGUACGAACUCACAUUCCCUUCGAGCGAAAAACGCAAGGAUUGGGAGCGUACAGUGAUGGAACUGAAACGGCAAUUGAUGUCCUACAACCAUGGUAUUCCAACACCCCGCUCAAAAUCGUCUUCCGGAUAUGGUCAAGCUUUGAAUAAACCUCGACUGUCCCUAUCCAGAUCCGACGAGAAUGUUGAGAUCACGGGAUUAGAAAGUAAAGAUCGUAGCAGAUCUGAAAACGAAGUACACUUAGAAUCCUCAUCAGCAUCUGGCUUACACCACGAAUUAAGUGCUGCUGAUGAAGCUAGGACAAGCUCGACCCGUAAAUCCAGUGGGAGUCAGUUAGAUGAUGAUUCAGAGACACUGUGCUAUGUACGAACACAAACCAGCAACUCGCCAAUUAACACUCCACCAGAUACUCCAACACUUCGUGAAGUCGACGAGAAAGACGAUGUGUCAGCAGAUUACGACCCGGGAGAAAAGGAAAUCUCGGAACCGGCCAAUUUAUUUUCCCAGUCUUCACACUCCAUCGGAGAGUUAAAAGACCCAUCCAAACCGCUUUCACAAGAAUCGGCCACAGCUGGGAUUGGUGGUGGUAGCGCCGCCAAUGUGUCAGAAAUGGGAACUGAUUUGGAUCCGACUGCAGCUGACGAACAAGAGACACAAGCAUCAGAUUACUCCGAUUCCAGUGAUGUCAGCGAUGUGGACAAUGAGGUACAAGAUGAAACCAGUUCCAGUCACACCACUCAAACUACUUCAAAGGAGAGCUCCAACGAGGCACCCAUGGAUGUCUGCGAUUCACCGAAGAACAAUAAAAAUAUGAGACUUCUCGAUCCUCAUCGACCAACUAUGUGGCUAGGAACCGAAGAAGGAACUAUUUUUAUAUUUUACGCAAACGAAAAUAUCAAGACAAGUCGUCAACGUCAACAGAUCAAACUCACCUCAGCAAUCAACAGCAUCCUACAAUUGGACGUGCGCAUCUUUGUUGCAUGCAUGAACGGGGAUCUUUUUGUCUAUGAUCGCAACGCCGACGGUCUUUGGGAUGUGGACUCCCCGCGAUUACUGCAGAUUGACCCGGAUCACGAAUCUCCAGUUGUGGUGCGCCGCAUGCUAGCCGUGGCUGGUAAUGUGUGGUGUGCCGCACACCGUUUCGUCUAUGUGCUCAAUUCGGUCACCCUCAAAGUGGAGCUCUCUUUCCCUCUCAACGGAAACCCUGCCGAUCCGCGUGGGAUUCAAUUGAUGGCCUAUGGUAAACAGACGGUGUGGUUAGCCACAGAGAACAGCCCUCGAGUGAGCCUGUAUCAUGCAACAACAGGCGAAUUCCUCAUGGAAAUCGAUCUGAAACCGAUUGUUAUUCAAAGUUUGCAACGUAAGUCAGUGCCGACUAGUCGGAGUUGUGACACGUAUACACACACAUAUAUAUGUAAACACACACACAAGAUAAUUCUGGCAGAUUCACAAAUUGAGUGUUUUAAUUUGCUUUGGGCAAAUAAAAAGUUUGAUUUGGCAUUAAAACUCGUGGCCAGAUACGUUACGAAGCAAUUGGAUGACCAGGUUUUGAUCGCACUUACGCAAACACCAGCAGAAACUAAUCACACAACUGAGGGUAAUUGUGAGAUUUUUUUAGACGAACCAUAUCUUUCAGAAAUGACUGCCCAUCCCAUAAUUUUAUUAUAUCCGCUGAAAACUUCAAACACCUGGGUCCAUUAG